Guillardia theta CCMP2712 is the source of this 519-nucleotide messenger RNA. RefSeq lists its product as hypothetical. The record is from RefSeq and is a predicted model, not a curated record. The coding region runs from base 1 to 519 and encodes 172 amino acids. NCBI's taxonomy places the organism in Eukaryota, Cryptophyceae, Pyrenomonadales, Geminigeraceae. The transcript has 2 exons.
AUGCAGUGCGACCAGAAAGCAGGAUGGACACGAUUCGAACGGAGGGCAUGCCUGCAGUGCAGGCAGCGAGCAAACCCUGGAGCUGUCCACCUGUUCCCCCAGCGAAUCAACAUAUCCCUCGACCCUGUGCAACUCAACAGAGCAGCAGGAGCUCCAACUCCUUUCCCUGCCCCUGCUGCACUCGGCGCGUUGAAUCCCGAGCAGCUUGCAGCGUACAACAACAUCCUUGAAGGUUUCAACACCUCCAACCUGCAAAACAACAGCACCAACAACAACAGCAGCAGCAACAACAACAACAACAGCAGCAGCAGUGUCCCAGUGCAGCAUCGUGGCGCCAACGUGAUCGAGGCUCUGCGAUCGGCCGGCCUUUCACAGAAUGAGAUCAACGAGGUCUAUCCCAAGCUGGUGGCUGCCGGGGUUCAGACGACAGCAGACUUCAAGUUCAUCCGCGACCUGAGCGAGCUAGGGGACCUGAGCUUGUCGAUAGUGAGCAAGAGGAAGCUUGCUGACUGCCUGUGA